Molecule: messenger RNA, 1759 nt
Organism: Monomorium pharaonis (pharaoh ant)
Lineage: Eukaryota; Metazoa; Arthropoda; Insecta; Hymenoptera; Formicidae
Product: putative nuclease HARBI1
Exons: 3
Coding region: 798-1445 (215 amino acids)
Source: RefSeq, a predicted model, not a curated record
AUGUCCUUUGCAUAUCUCUCAGCUAUAUCAAUUUGUUACUUCUUCUUCGGUGGUGCGCUCCUCACAGCGUCUUCCCCCUCGCCUUUUCACCUACUCUACCUCCCAAACUGCAGCUAUGCAAAAUUCAUUCUUUAUCCAGUCCACUAUCUUCUUAAACUCCAUCCAUGAUUUGCUUUUUGAUCCUGCUGAUCACCGUUCUUUGAUUCCUUCUUACUCUCAUUACCCGCUUUCAAGACUCCACUCUUUUCUCCUGGAACGGGACAGUGCCGCAUGGGCUUACCGGGUGGAAGCGAGGGUGCGUUCCACUUAACGCUCACAACGCUCACGACCACGACCGCAAGAUUUUCCGUUCCACUAGCUCGCCAAGCGUCGUGAGUGGUCGCGGACGAAAGUUUAAGUGGAACAGGAUUUGAGCGUUGUAAGCGUAAUUAGGGGUUAUGUUUAAAUAUGGCCGCUAAUAUAAAACAAGCCGCGUUGUUGUUAAUGCGUCGAAGACAAUAUGUAUCUAGUUCUUCAAGUUCUGACGACGAGUGGGAAGCAGUUUGUCUGCAGAGAAGAAAACGAAAAUUUCGUCCGCGAAUUCAAAAUUAUGUUAAUGUUGUUUGUCUUUACACAGAUCAUGAGUUUAAAAGUCAUUUUAGGUUAGUAAUUACAUCAACACUUUUUAAUUUCCAAUUUUUUUAAUUUUUUUAACAUUACUGUAACUUUUUACAUAUUAAAUACAUUAUUAUAUUUUUUAUUAUAUUUAUAUUUUGGAAUAAAAAAAUAAUUUAACUCAUAGUUUGUCUAUUUGCAGAAUGUCAAAAGGUACAUUUGAAUACCUUCUAGGAAUUAUUGGUGAAAAUUUAAAUAGAAAAAUUAAAGGUUGCUUUACAAUCCCUCCUUAUCAACAAUUACUGAUGGCACUUUGGAAGAUGGCGACUAUGGACUCAUACAGAUCGAUUUGUGAUCGGUUUAAUGUCGGAAGAGCUACAGCUCUUAGAGCAGUACGAAGAGUCACUCGUGUUUUGUUCUUGAAAGCCUCAAUGUUUAUUAAGUGGCCCAGUGGAGAUGAUGCUAUUAUUGUAAUGCAAGGUUUUAAAAGAGCUAGUGGGUUUCCAAGAAUUAUCGGAGCUAUUGAUGGAACUCGCAUUCGGAUUAAUGCCCCAAAAGAGAACAGUGCAGAUUAUGUCAACCGUAAAGGAUAUCAUUCUAUCCACUUGCAGUUGGUAUGUGAUCACCAAAACUUAAUAACACAUUGUUAUGCGGGACAUCCUGGUUCUGUUCACGAUCAACGGGUUUUUCGUCAUUCAGAAAUAGCAGAUUAUUUAAAUGAUGCAGAAAAGUUUCUAGUCAACAGUCAUAUUCUAGAUGCAUAUGGGUUACAUGAACAUUUGUUAACUCCCUUUCGAGAUAACGGUCAUUUAACGAAGAGACAAAAAACUAUAACUAUUGCCACUCGGUAGCCAGGACAGCAGUCGAAAGAUGCAUCGGAUUGUUGAAAGGACGAAUGAGAAGUUUAUUAGAUCGCUUGCCAAUGGAAAGAGUCGAUUUGAUGGCAGAAUAUAUUAUUGCUUGUUGCGUAAUACACAACAUUUGCACGUUACAAAAAGAUGACUUACCUAUUAUUACAAUUCCAUCAUCUUCCAAUAAUGCAAAUGUUACUAACAAUACAGCUUAUGGAAAACAAAAUUUAGGCAUUAACAAACGAAUUGUAAUUAUGAAUUCUUUGCAGCGCCGAAUGUAAUGCUAUAUCAUAAUAAAAUGUAAUUUCCAUGUA